This is a messenger RNA of Solanum tuberosum (potato), 2034 nucleotides long. RefSeq lists its product as uncharacterized. The transcript has 4 exons. Bases 1 to 2034 code for a protein of 677 amino acids. Gene Ontology annotation, molecular function: RNA-DNA hybrid ribonuclease activity; nucleic acid binding. Lineage: Eukaryota; Viridiplantae; Streptophyta; Magnoliopsida; Solanales; Solanaceae. The record is from RefSeq and is a predicted model, not a curated record.
AUGGGAAACAAAGGUGAGCAUAAUCCAACAAUAACACAAGAACAUCAAACUGAUGAAAAAGUUACCCCAUGUUGUGCUACAAUCGCCUUCACAGAUGAUGACUUGUUGUUAGGGUCUAAGCUACAUAAUAGGCUCUUGCUUGUUGUAGGGUCUAUUCGAGAACAACAUCUCAAUCGCAUACUAAUCGAUGGUGGUUCGGCAGUCAAUAUCAUGCCAAAAGUUGUUCUGAAAAAACUUGGGAUCUCUAUUGAUGAAUUGUCCAAAAGUAACCUAACGAUCCAAGGUUUCAAUCAAGGAGGACAACGAUCCAUAGGGAAGAUUCGUGUAGGAUUGUCCAUUGGCGACGUGAAAUCAAACACUUUGAUUCAUGUCAUAGAUGCCAAAACAUCAUACAACUUGUUGCUCGGACGUCCUUGGGUUCAUGAAAAUGGAGUGGUGCCAUCUACUUUGCAUCAAUGCAUGAAGUAUAUGAAAGAUGGUGAAGUAGUCAAAAUUGAUGCAGACAUCAAUCCUUUCGCUGAGACGGAGUCAUAUUUUGCAGAUGCAAAAUUCUAUUUAGAUUCUGGAAGAUCAUAUAUGGAGAAACAUGUAGAAGCCGACUCGAUUGAUCCCGAAGAUAGUAAAGUUCAAUGGGCCGCUAUCAAUAUGUCUAAGAAGAGAACGGAAGAGGUUUCCAUUAAGCUUUCACCAUCUAAAGGAGACAUGGAGACCAAUAUUGAUGAUGAGCAACCAAUGUUUCGCUAUAUUCCACGUGAACGUCGAAAAAAGGGACAACCACUGCUAGAGGAAUAUACUCAACAAGUUCACCCACCUAGGAAAGAAUUGAGUCACACAACAUUCCAUGAUUUGAAGGAGAAAAUGACUAUCCAGUUGCACAAGUCCCGUCUUUCACUUUGGAGCCUUCCAAAGGAAAUACCCAAGUUGUUGGUAACACAAAUUGAAGCGGAGGUCAACAAGCUCAUCGAAGCUGGAUUUAUUCGAGAAGUGAAGUACCCGUUGUGGAUCUCAAUUAUUGUGCCUGUUAAGAAUAAGAAUGGUCAAAUACGUGUCUGCGUUAAUUUUCGAGAUUUGAACAAGACAUGUCCAAAAGAUGACUUCCCUCUGCCAAUCAUUGAGCUCAUGGUUGAUGCUACAACUGGGCAUGAAGUUAGGUCAUUUCUGGAUGGAUCUUCUGGAUAUAAUCAAAUCAAAAUGUCUCCAAAAGAUGAAGAAUACACUGCCUUCCGAACUCCAAAAGGAAUUUAUUGUUACAAAGUGAUGCCCUUUGGUCUAAAGAAUGCUGGGGCCUCCUAUCAACGUGCAAUGCAAAACAUAUUUGAUGACAUGCUUCAUAAGAAGGUGGAAUGUUACGUUGAUGAGUUGGUGGUAAAGACGAAGCAAAGGGAACACCAUCUUGAAUACCUUCGAAUUAUUUUUGAAAGGUUAAGGAAAUUUGACUUGAAGAUGAAUCCACUCAAAUGUGCAUUUGGGGUUACGUCAGGAAAGUUUCUUGGCUUCAUUGUGCGUCACCGUGGAAUUGAAGUUGAUCCCGCAAAGAUUGAUACCAUUCAAAAAAUGCCUAAGCCAAAGAACUUGAGAGACCUCCGCAGUUUACAAGGAAAUUUGGCAUUCAUUCGGAGAUUCAUUUCUAACCUGGCUGGACGAUGGGCACCAACUCUUGGAAAGCCAUUGAUACUGUACAUUGCAUCGCAAGAGCGAUCACUUGGGGCACUUCUUGCUCAAGAGAAUGAAGCUAGGAAGGAACAAGAAAGUUCAGAUGAGUUCCCUGAUAAAGAUGCAUUCUUUACUGAAGAGUUGCCAGCAUGGACAAUGUUCUUUGAUGGAUCCGCACGUCGAGAUGGUGCAAGGGCGGGAGUUGUGUUGAUAUCUCCAGAACGACAAAUCUUACCAUUUUCAUUUGUUCUAGGUGAAACAUGUUCCAACAACGCCGCAGAGUACCAAGCUUUGAUUGUGGGCCUUGAAAUGGCAUCAGAUAUGAAGAUUCCUCAAUUGGAUGUCUACGGUGACUCUCAAUUGAUCAUCAAUCAACUCUAG